AUGAAGAUCGCGGUCAUCGGACAAAGCCUGUUUGGCCAGGAGGUUUACAGCCACCUGCGGAAGGAGGGCCACGAGGUCGUGGGCGUGUUCACCAUCCCCGACAAAGACGGGAAGGCCGACCCCCUGGGCCUACAGGCUGAGAAGGACGGCGUGCCUGUGUUCAAGUUUCCCCGGUGGCGGGCUCGGGGACAGGCCCUGCCCGACGUGGUGGCCAAAUACCAGGCUCUGGGUGCCGAGCUCAACGUCCUGCCGUUCUGCAGCCAGUUCAUUCCCAUGGAGGUCAUCAAUGCCCCCCAACACGGCUCCAUCAUAUACCACCCGUCUCUGCUCCCCAGGCACCGAGGGGCGUCGGCCAUCAACUGGACCCUCAUCCAUGGCGAUAAGAAAGGGGGCUUCACCAUCUUCUGGGCGGACGAUGGCCUGGACACGGGGGACCUUCUGCUGCAGAAGGAAUGCGAGGUGCUUCCAGAUGACACCGUGAGCACCUUGUACAACCGCUUCCUCUUCCCCGAAGGCAUCAAAGGGAUGGUGCAAGCCGUGAGGUUGAUCGCCGAGGGCAGAGCCCCCAGACUCCCUCAGCCUGAGGAAGGAGCCUCCUACGAAGGCAUUCAGAAGAAAGAAACAGCCAGGAUCAACUGGGACCAGCCAGCUGAGGCCAUUCACAACUGGAUCCGUGGGAAUGACAAGGUGCCCGGUGCCUGGACAGAGGCUGGUGGACAGACAUUGACCUUUUUCAACUCAACAUUGAACACCUCCGGCUUGGUCCCUGAGGGGGAAGUUUUGGCCAUCCCCGGAGCCCAUCGGCCAGGCCUGGUCACCAAGGCGGGACUCAUUCUCUUUGGGAAUGAUGACAGAAUGCUGCUGGUGAAGAACAUCCAGCUGGAGGAUGGUAAGAUGAUCCCGGCCUCGCAGUUCUUCAAAGCAGAAGCCAGCAGUGCUCUGGAGCUGACGGAGGCAGAGCUGGUCACUGCCGAGGCUGUGCGGAGUGCUUGGAAACGGAUCCUCCCCAGCGUCUCAGAGGUGGACGAUUCCACGGAUUUCUUCAAGUCGGGGGCCGCAUCGGUGGAUGUGGUGAGGCUGGUGGAGGAGGUGAGGGAGCUGUGUGACGGGUUGGAGCUGGAGAACGAGGAUGUGUACAUGGCAACCGCCUUUGGGGACUUCAUCCAGCUGCUAGUCAGGAAGUUGCGCGGGGAGGACGACGAGGGUGACAGUGACAUCGACUAUGUGGAAAAAUCAUUGAACAAGCUGGAGCUCCGCAUGCCCCACCAGCUCUUCAUCGGGGGGACGUUCGUGGAUGCCGAGGGAGGCCAGACCUAUGACACCAUCAACCCCACGGACGGCAGCGUCAUCUGCCAGGUGUCCCUGGCCCAGGUCAGCGACGUGGAUAAGGCAGUGGCCGCGGCCAAGGAUGCCUUUGAGAACGGGCGGUGGGGGAAGAUCAGCGCGCGGGACCGUGGCCGGCUCCUGUACAGACUGGCAGACCUCAUGGAGCAACACCAGGAAGAGCUAGCCACCAUCGAGGCCCUGGACGCCGGCGCCGUGUACACACUGGCCCUGAAGACCCACGUGGGCAUGUCUAUACAGACCUUCCGCUACUUCGCUGGUUGGUGUGACAAGAUCCAGGGCUCCACUAUCCCCAUCAACCAGGCCAGGCCCAACCGGAACCUGACCUUGACCAAGAAGGAGCCUGUCGGGGUCUGCGGUAUCAUCAUCCCCUGGAACUACCCCCUGAUGAUGCUGUCCUGGAAGACGGCUGCCUGCCUGGCCGCUGGGAACACGGUGGUCAUCAAGCCUGCCCAGGUGACCCCGCUCACAGCCUUGAAGUUUGCGGAGCUGACAUUGAAGGCCGGCAUUCCCAAGGGCGUGAUCAACAUCCUCCCCGGAUCUGGCUCGCUGGUUGGCCAGCGGCUCGCAGACCAUCCCGACGUGAGGAAAAUCGGAUUCACGGGCUCCACGGAGGUGGGAAAGCACAUCAUGAAGAGUUGCGCCCUAAGUAACGUGAAGAAGGUGUCCCUGGAGCUGGGCGGGAAGUCACCGCUCAUCAUCUUCGCCGACUGCGACCUCAGCAAGGCCGUGCAGAUGGGCAUGAGCUCCGUGUUCUUCAACAAAGGGGAGAACUGCAUUGCGGCCGGGAGACUCUUUGUGGAGGAUUCAAUCCACGACCAGUUCGUGAGGAGGGUGGUGGAGGAGGUGGGGAAGAUGAAGAUCGGCAACCCCCUGGACAGGGGCACCGACCACGGGCCACAGAACCACCAGGCGCACCUCAACAAGCUGCGGGAGUACUGUCAGCGAGGCGUGAGGGAAGGGGCCACGCUGGUCUGUGGCGGGAACCAGGUCCCUCGGCCAGGCUUCUUCUUCGAGCCCACGGUGUUCACAGACGUGGAGGACCACAUGUUCAUAGCCAAGGAGGAAUCCUUCGGGCCCAUCAUGGUCAUCUCCCGGUUUGCCGACGGGGACAUGGAUGGUGUGCUGUCUCGGGCCAACGCCACAGAAUUUGGCCUGGCCUCCGGUGUCUUCACCCGGGACAUCAACAAGGCCCUGUACGUCAGUGACAAGCUGGCAGCUGGGACCGUGUUCGUGAACACGUACAACAAGACCGACGUGGCCGCCCCCUUUGGAGGAUUCAAGCAGUCUGGAUUUGGCAAGGACCUGGGAGAGGCGGCCCUGAAUGAGUACCUGCGGGUCAAGACGGUGACUUUUGAAUACUGAACAGAAGUGGCCUUCAGAAGGAUGACC
Urocitellus parryii (Arctic ground squirrel) is the source of this 2736-nucleotide messenger RNA. The record is from RefSeq and is a predicted model, not a curated record. NCBI's taxonomy places the organism in Eukaryota, Metazoa, Chordata, Mammalia, Rodentia, Sciuridae.